AUGCCACCAAUUCCCGGAGGCCCAGCUGAUAUAUUCGGCUUCACUGCUGUUGAUGCGUCUGCGGAGAAGCUCUUCGACCAGAUUGGGCUUCGGGAUAUGCCUCCACCUCCAGUAAUACCAGUCUCUGCAACCCCGAUUCCCCAGACAAUCCUAGCAAGACGCAUACAGGGGUAUGCUAAAGUCCAUCUUCCUACUCCUACAUUCCACCACUCUAUGAGAGUAUAUCACUUUGGAAUUGCCAUGAAGCGUUAUGCGUUCCCAGCCUGGGCAUUCAGUGACGAAACUUACUUUAUUACUUGCAUGCUACACGAUAUUGGAACCACAGAAGAUCACCUUCGAGCUUCUCGUAUGAGUUUUGAACUUUAUGGCGGCUUUAUAGCCAUGGACUUGCUUCAAUACCCUAUUAAUGAGCAUGCUUCCACCAUCAUUGAUCCUGAUAAAAGAGUCACUGCAUCAAAUGCGCUUGCUGAAAGCGUCGUUGAGGCUAUUAUGCGGCACCAGGACAUACGUGAGACCGGGAAGAUCACCGCUUUGGGGCAAUUGAUUCAGCUGGCCACUAUUUUUGGUGUGUCUACAUUUCUUCAGCAUCUAUUCCGUCGAAACCCCAAUUUUGAUAUUGCUAACACCGAAAAAGACAACAUUGGAGGGCAUGAACAGUUGCUUUCAGCGGAAACAGUCAAGGAUGUUAUUGAGCACUACCCGCGUAUGCAGUGGAACAAUUGCUUUGCAGCUACAAUUCGCAAGGAAAUUUCCCUCAAGCCAUGGGCACACUCUACUACUCUUGGUACUGACGAGUUCCCAUCGCGCAUCGAGAAUAAUCCUGUUGGUUUAAAGUUUGAGAGUCUGGAAAAAAGGGUUGAUGAAGAAGGUGGUAUAACUGGCGAGGUCAAAGGUAUGGAUGAUAAGUAA
Messenger RNA from Trichophyton verrucosum HKI 0517, 909 nucleotides. RefSeq names its product cyanamide hydratase, putative. Bases 1 to 909 code for a protein of 302 amino acids. The record is from RefSeq and is a predicted model, not a curated record. The transcript has a single exon. NCBI's taxonomy places the organism in Eukaryota, Fungi, Ascomycota, Eurotiomycetes, Onygenales, Arthrodermataceae.